This is a messenger RNA of Camelus dromedarius (Arabian camel), 1805 nucleotides long. Its product is annotated as ubiquitin-associated protein 2-like. The transcript has a single exon. The record is from RefSeq and is a predicted model, not a curated record. Gene Ontology annotation, cellular component: cytoplasm; nucleus. NCBI's taxonomy places the organism in Eukaryota, Metazoa, Chordata, Mammalia, Artiodactyla, Camelidae. Gene Ontology annotation, molecular function: protein binding.
UAAAGAAAAGCAAAACACCCCAGUUGGUGAAGUUGGACAAGCCUGUUAAAACGUCCUCAUGCUGCCCAUGGGUGAAUUUGGGAAGAGGGGUUCUGCCCUUCUAUAGGCUGCAGAGUGUCACGGUCAGUGCUUUCUGGUGAUAUAUGAAGGAACCAGUAGAGAACAGACAAAUGUGAGUGAAUGGAAUCGAAUCAUUCGAGACUCAGAAGAUGAGUGCCCUUCCUCAGAACUGUCUGGGCAUCUGUAUUAACUUAUGUGCUAGUUACUGUCCUUAACAAUGAUGUGGGUCUAAAUGGGGAGCGAGUGUAAAAUAACAAAAAAUACUAGAGCCAAGUAUAAAGUAUUCCAUCCACCUGUUCAUUCAUCCACUCAGGACAUUUUUGUGCAGCUCUCACAACACGUCAGGCCUUGUGCUGGUCCUUUGAGAAAGACAGACAUCCUGCACUCAGGGAACUCACCUCAUCAGUGGGAAGAAAACUUAUAAACCUAAAUGACGGCCGCUGCUUUGUAAGAGGCGCAUUGGCAGGUAACGAGCGGCGGCGGGUCCCGAGUCCAGCGAGAGCAGCAGUGAUUUUCUAUUUUGUGCAGACGUUAUUUUGUGUAUACCGUAUAUGAUGACUUCGGUGAGCAGUGACUGUUCCAGAAGUGCUCGGGAAAAAACAGAUUUCAGCAACACAGCUACAGCUGAACAGAUGCGUCUCACUCAAGCGAUGUUUGAUGAAAAUGAUUCAGAGUUUGAAGCUAAGGUUAAACAGCUUAUGGAAGUGACAGGAAAACAGGAUGAAUGCAUAGUGGCCCUACAUGACUAUGAUGGAGAUAUCAACAAAGCUAUCAAUAUAUUACUGGAAGGGAAUUCAGACACAACUUCAUGGGAGACUGUAGGAGGGAAGAAGAAGAAUUUUGGAAAAGAGAGUUCGGAAAACAAAGAGAAUAGAGAGAAAAGUGAGAGAGAAGUGAAUCAUGGGCAUGGAAACAACAACUGGAAAGGAAGAGGUGGCAAUUGUGGGAGAGAGUUUAGGGGCAAAGAGAAUGGAAUUGAGUGCAAUCAAGGGGACAAGCCUUCAGACCGUGGAAAGCGAGCUCGUGGUAGAGGAUUUGGACGUUGCAGAGGGAGAGGGGCAGGAAGAUUCUCAACCCAAGGCAUGGGGACAUUUAAUCCUGUGGACUAUUCAGAUUCUCCAUCUAUAGAUGGGUGUGGGACAAAACCAGUAGUUUGGGAAGCUGCUCAGAAUGGUGCAGAUGAGGGAACUGGGGUCUGAAAGAAUUCUGUGGAUGAGUGGGUAACAGAAGACUGGACUGAAGGUCUUUCUGAAACAGAGGUCUUCACUUCCUCGUCUGUUCCAGCAGAGAAUCACGUCACACCUGGGCAAAGUGUUGAUCUGGUAGCCCUGCUCCAGAAACCUCCUAGUCAAGCCUCAGAAGUCAGCUCCGUUGAAACUUCCCAGCAGCAGGGUUUUGGCCAAGCCCUUAUCUUCACGAAUUCUCAGCACAACAAACAGAUGGCACCAGGGACUGGCAGCUCCACCACUGUCAACUUCUGUUCUCCUCAGAGCCUGUCAUCCAUCCUUGGUUCAGGAUUUGGAGAGCUUGCACCUUCAAAAAUGGCAGACAUCACCAGCUCCCAGAUUUUGGGCCAGCUGAAAGCUCCAAGUUUGGGCCAGUUUACCACCACCCCAAGUUCACAACAGAAUAGUACGAGUACCCCCACAACCACUUCUUCUUGGAACCUCAAGCCCUCAGCAUCCCAGUCCUCAGUCCUUAGUCAUUUUGACUUCAGAUCUCAGCCCGAACCGUACCCUGUUUAG